Colletotrichum tamarilloi is the source of this 543-nucleotide messenger RNA. Its product is annotated as cyclopentanone 1,2-monooxygenase. The record is from RefSeq and is a predicted model, not a curated record. Lineage: Eukaryota; Fungi; Ascomycota; Sordariomycetes; Glomerellales; Glomerellaceae. The annotation marks the transcript as partial. The transcript has 2 exons.
AGAGACACUGUAAGCAUCGUUGACCUCAAAGCUACUCCGAUACGAGAGUUUACAGAGAGGGGAAUUACAGGCGAAGACGGAUCCGAGCUCGAAUUCGACACUAUUGUAAUGGCGACAGGCUUUGACGCCAUGACAGGGAGUCUCACCAAGAUGAAUAUUCAAGGAAGAGAUGGCAUCACCUUUUCAGACCGGUGGAAAGACGGCGUCUUCACUCAUCUUGGACUUUGCUCCAAUGGAUGCCCUAACCUGUUCAUGGUCUACGGGCCUCAGGCACCCACGGCGUUUAGCAAUGGACCUCCGUUCAUUGAGAGUCAGGUUGACAUGAUUGUGGAACUUCUUCAGAAGCUCCAGAAAAAGGGUGUCAAGUCCAUUGAAGCACAGCGGGAUGCCGAGGAGAAGUGGAAGCAGGCAAUCCAGGCUGCCAAUGGCAAGACCUUAAUGCCCUUGACCGACUCGUGGUAUAACGGAGCCAACAUCCCAGGCAAGAAGAGAGAGCAAUUGAUGUACCUAGGUGGAGUUAGGAAAUAUCAAGAGGGAUGCUGA